Suillus subalutaceus is the source of this 1582-nucleotide messenger RNA. RefSeq lists its product as uncharacterized. Lineage: Eukaryota; Fungi; Basidiomycota; Agaricomycetes; Boletales; Suillaceae. The record is from RefSeq and is a predicted model, not a curated record. Bases 1 to 1446 code for a protein of 481 amino acids. The transcript is spliced from 8 exons.
AUGUCUGAUCGCCGUGAAGUAUACUGCCAAGACUUUCAUCAGGGAGGGCAAGCCUGCACCUGUGAAUGCUUCACCCCACCCUCUAAUCCCGAUGCUCUGUACUACUGUCGAGAAUGCCAACAUGGCUUUAGCAAGCAUCCCGAAGCUCUGGAUCCUACAAGAGACGCACCUCGAAAGCAAGAUGGAACCACAUCUGGAAAAAAGAGACUCAUCAGCAUAUUCAAGGAAAAGACCAGUGCUGCAGGGUCUGCAGCAAGAUCCUUGCAAUCUGCUGCCUCUUCCAAAAGCAUGCUCGAUCAGAAGAUAGGUGUCGAGCAAGCAAGAGAUGAAGUCAUGAAUGGAUAUAGAACUGGUUUAAAUUCGCAGAACAAUAAGUUGCAAUUUCGUCGUGUUACCGGUAAAGCAAGGGCCAUGAGCCAAUUUGACUCUGAGGAUAAAAUUACCAAGGUUGCACAAUGGCUUCUCUUGGUGAAUUGUCUCGAUGAUGAUGGUAACCUCAUCAAUACAAUCCCACCAUCACGGACGAAGCUGCACAACAUGGAACGCCGUCAAUGCGCACAUAUCGAGACUGCUAGCAGGUUUUCCUUCAGCCGAACGUGGACUCAUGACGAAGUCAAUCAAUACCUGCAGAAUGAAGUGUUCCCUUUGGCAUUUGGAUAUGUCAAUUCGACAGAAAAGGGGAAAGGAAUUGGCAUACCUUCUUUCCCAUGGGUUUUGAUAAGCAAGGAGAGGCUCCACUACGACGUUUGCCCUGUGAAAGAUGCAAACAUCAUCAUAGCAUUGCGGAGAAGAAUUCCAGAACAUGUCUAUGCAUCAUGGGAUCCCGAAUAUCGAGAGACGGGGGAUGAUGGAAUGUUUCUCGACUCUGAUGAUGCUUCAAGUUUUGAGGCGGCAAAACCAAUAAUCUUAACACAUGCAGCUGCUGCAAAGCUCAAACGUGGGCGACAAACAUCAUUGUCCAUCGAGAUUCUCUCCGACACGGAAUACAAACCAGUCAUCAAAAAAAUGAAAGUAGGCGCUGUGGUGAAGCAGGAGCUUGAGGAGCCAGUGUCAGAUCUCCGAGCAUCGAGUAUUAUUAAUGCGGCCUCACAGGAGUCACAGCCUACGAAACUUUUUUUAGAAAGUUCUAAUGCAGAUAUCGAUGAACUCCCUGAUGUUAUUCGACACCUGUCUCUGGCACCACAGACCCCAAGCAAAAACACUAUCCCCUCCACUAGCUCUUUUUCCACUGGGUCACGUUUCGGCACCGCUGAUUUACUUUCGACACAGUUUCAUUCACCCAUUGUUCAACGCCGUCGUGUUGCCAUGCCACCCGACUUCGUAGAGCCCCAACCGUCUGAUAUCAUAUUGCGUGGUAUCCGCGACCCCGAUAGUCCAUCUGCCCCUCCUCGUAUUAAUCCCUGGUCAGAAGAUUAUUUUAUUGGUGAUGUCAAUAUUGCCGUCUAAUCUCUCGUGUCCUCUUGCCGUCUACUCAGAAUCUUUUCUAGUACCAUAAUGAUUACUAUGGAGCCCUUAAUGCCUAUGCCUUGCUACUUUUUGUUUUCGGACUUAAUACUAAUAGUUACUAGCGCUUAUAGUAGAC